UAAUUAAAAUAGUAAGCGCCUAUCAAUUCAGAUGAUGACCUUGGCCGGCAAAAUGAAAAUAAAUUAAGUUUUCUCCAAGUUGCAAAAAUCACCGAUAUGUUACGAGUUACUUUUGCUAGAGCGUUUCCAUUAGCGAAAAAUAUUAUCCAGCUGAAUCUGUCUACAACUCACCCAUUAACAAGAUCUCUAUUCAGAGUUCAAGGAUCAUGUUCUGUCCACACUAGUGCUGUGAGAUGUGGUUUGAAUGAGUUCUUUGAUGAUGAUAAUUUUGAUAACGAGGAAAUAAAAGUAGGUCGACCAUGGAGAAAAGAAGAAUUGAGAAUAAAAAGCAACCAAGAUCUUCACAAGUUAUGGUAUGUCCUGCUGAAGGAAAGGAAUGUGUUAUUGACAAUGGAGCACAUGUAUAAUGAAGCAUUGGAACCCUUACCAAAUCCUGAACGUAUAGAUAAGGUUGAGGAGAGCAUGGAAAACUUGCUAGAUGUUGUGAAAGAAAGGAAUGUUGCUUAUCAUUUAUUAGAAGAAGGAAAGGUAGAUGAGCCUAAGAAGUAUGUUACACGCAAUGCAGUGGGACUUCCAUACGAACGAACACCAAAGGAACAUUAUAUUCCAAAACAUUUAAAUGAACGUUUCAAUUUAAUGCAUUUAGAACAUCGGGUUUGGAUGAGAAAAUAUCUAGCUUUAUAUGAAGAAAAAUAUCGUCGACAGAGAAACUAUAAAAACAGAAAGCAUCAGAAGAAGAGGAAAGAACUUAUUGAUGAGUUUGAAAUGGAGGAGGAAGAAAUACCUGAAUUUCCUGACCAUUCUGGAGAUAAAUUAGAAGAAUAUCUCAAACAAACUACAGAACUUAAAGAUGUUAGUCGAGAUGGAAGAUAGUCUAAACAGGAACAUCAGUUCUUCGUCCAUAGAACACCAGUGUUUAUCCAUGUUUAUGAACACCAGUGUUUAUCCAGGUUACGUUUUCAUCGAUUUUUAUGAAUAUAAGUGUUCAUCUAUGUUUUAUAAUGUAUAAGGAGAUACCAGUAUUCAACCAUGUUUUUGAACACCGGAGUUCAUACAUUUCUUAUAAUACUGUUCAUUAGUGUGAACACCAGUUGUACUUCUCUGUAGUAUACACUUAUUUAAUUACUUUAUAUUCAAUAAGUGCUUUAUUACAUGACAUUGAAAAUAAAUUUUUGUAAUAUUUC
Mercenaria mercenaria is the source of this 1184-nucleotide messenger RNA. Its product is annotated as 39S ribosomal protein L47, mitochondrial-like. Gene Ontology annotation, molecular function: structural constituent of ribosome. Lineage: Eukaryota; Metazoa; Mollusca; Bivalvia; Venerida; Veneridae. Bases 97 to 873 code for a protein of 258 amino acids. Gene Ontology annotation, biological process: mitochondrial translation. The record is from RefSeq and is a predicted model, not a curated record. The transcript has 5 exons. Gene Ontology annotation, cellular component: mitochondrial ribosome; mitochondrial large ribosomal subunit.